CGCUCCUACUCUCGUACCCAAAUGGACUCUCACACCCGCUCAUCGCCCUCGCCGCUCUUUGUUCGCCAGAGCCAUUCUCCUCAGCGCCGUGCCACUCCGCCCAAUCCACGCCUCACUCUACCUCUACCCGUACCUCUACCCUCGCUGCCACGUCACUUCCCUCGAGAUGGCUACGACUAUCGCCGUCCGGCAUCAUCUGCUCGUUCAAACACCCCGGCCAACAACGUUAUCGACCUGACGUCCGACGAUGAUUCUACUGCUCCAGGAAAUGCUCCCACACCGCAACCUCAGCCCACUGCUGCACCCGUGCCCUUGCCUCGCUUUGGAAGAGAGAUCAUAGACUUGUCUGCAGACACCAGCCCCCUACAAACCACGCAUCCCCGUCAUGUGAGGACAUCAUCGAGCCCCGAGGUGCAAUUCGUUUCCAGCAGACCUCGAUCACGCAACGACCAGCGUCCUGCUCAACUUCCCCCUUUCUUGGAUCCAAAUCCCGAGUGGCGUCGUGCUGCCCAUGAGUUGGUUCUGGACGAUCCAGAAGACGAUGUCAUUAUCGCAGGUGAACGUACUGGUGUUAACCUACUGGCCCCGUUGGGUGCACAUGGGAGGAACCAAGGCUUUGUCCAAAGAAUAUUCGAGGGCGGAGCUCGUCUUCAAGGUCCCGUCCGAGCCGCAGUCACCAAUAUCAUGCGUGGGNGUAUGAUGCCACACUUGUUUGGGGCUAUGAAUGACAAUGGCGACAUGACCCGUCCUGGCUUACCAGGAUUCAUGAACUUUGAGACUGUUGGCUUCAAUUAUCUGGGGAAUGACAACGAUCCUGUCCAACUACCCGUACCAAAGUUUGAUCCACCACCACCUGCGCCUGAAGGAUUUACCAGAGAUCCAACCGAGGAAGACACGGUAGUUUGUCCGAACUGCGAAGAUGAGUUGGCUGUUGGUGAGAGCGAAGAAAAGCGUCAAGUCUGGGUUGUCAAAGCAUGCGGUCACACCAACAAAGGGACCAAAGGAAAAGGACGGGCAGACGAGCCAGUGCUACCGCCACCGUUCUCGACGUGCCGUGCGGAUGAUUGCGGUCUUCGCGUUUCUCAUAAGAACGAUGUGAUGCAGAUCUUCCUCUGA
Aureobasidium musti is the source of this 1116-nucleotide messenger RNA. The record is from the annotation of a GenBank genome assembly. NCBI's taxonomy places the organism in Eukaryota, Fungi, Ascomycota, Dothideomycetes, Dothideales, Saccotheciaceae.